GGAGCAGGAGCAGGAUGCUGCCGGAUGCCGUGGCGCUGCUGGUGACGAUGGUGAUGGUGGUCGGCCCUCAAUCGGCCGUGGGAGGCGGCGUGGGGGGCUACGCCCAGGUCAAGUACAUGCAGCCCAUGGUGAAGGGACCCCUGGGACCACCAUUCCGUGAAGGCAAAGGGCAGUACCUGGACGUGCCACCGAUGCUGCCCAUGGACCUCAAAGGGGAGCCAGGACCACCAGGGAAGCCUGGCCCACGUGGACCCCCUGGGCCCCCUGGCUACCCAGGAAAACCAGGCACAGGGAAGCCAGGAAUGCACGGCCAGCCUGGCCCCGCUGGGCCUCCUGGCUUCUCGGGCAUUGGGAAACCUGGCAUCCCAGGACUCCCUGGAAAGGCGGGUAUGAAAGGGAUGCCUGGAGCCAAGGGUGAGCCUGGCAUGCGAGGGGAGCAAGGGCCAAGAGGACUUCCCGGCCCCCCUGGGCUGCCCGGGCCAGCUGGACUCUCUGUCAAUGGGAAGCCGGGUCCCCAGGGUGGCCCCGGCCUGCCUGGCUUUCGGGGUGAGCCUGGCCCGAAAGGAGAGCCGGGUCCCCGCGGAGAGCGAGGGAUGAAGGGUGAAAAUGGUGUGGGGAAGCCGGGGUUACCAGGGCCCCGGGGCAAUGGGGGCCCUCCUGGCCCUGCAGGGCCCCCCGGGCCUGUUGGUGUUGGGAAGCCCGGCCUUGACGGGCUGCCAGGAGCGCCAGGGGGCAAGGGCGACAUGGGCCCCCCGGGUGGGCCUGGUGUCACCGGGGAGCCUGGCCCUGUGGGGCCGCGGGGCCCCCCUGGGAUCGACGGGAUCGGGGUCCCGGGCGCUGCGGGGGUGCCAGGGAGUACGGCCCCUGGGACCAAAGGGAGAGGGCCCGGGAUCCGCGGCCUCCCAGGUUCUGCCCAGGCCCAACGCGGUUAUGGAAGCCGGCGUUUUGCCCGGCCUGAAAGGCGAGACCGUGGGCAGCCGGGCGGCCCACAGGGAGCCAUCGGCGACAAGGGGGAACCCGGGCGUGAUGGGGAGCCGGGUGCAGCCGGCCCGGCUGGCUCAUCGGCCCGCGGCGCCCCACCGGGCUCCCAUGGCGGCGCUGCGGGCAAGCCACGGGCUGCCCGGCAUCCAAGGGGGACGUGGCGGCCAAGUGGGCCCCAGGAAUGCCGGGGGAUGCGCAGUGACCAGGCCCCAGUGGCUUUGCUGCGCGAAGCAGGGUGUCCGGAGAAAAGGGCCUGCCCGCCGCGUUCAGUGGGACCCCCUGGCCCGACAGGCCCCAAAGGAGAACCAGGGUUCAUCGGCCUCCCAGGGGUGCCCGGAUUAACGGGUGGCCCUGGGCCCAAAGGGGACGGCGGGAUCCCAGGACAGCCAGGGCUGAGGGGCCCCUCAGGCAUUCCAGGAUUGCAAGGACCCGCGGGUCCCAUGGGGCCGCAAGGAGUUACCAGGGCUCGAAAAGGGGAGCCCGGGGCUCCCUGGCCGGUCCUGCGCGAGGGAUCAAGGACCGGCGAGCCCGAAAUGGCCGGACCCAUAUGGUGCCCCCCGAAUGCCCGGGAAACGCCGCGGGCCCUGAACGGGCCACCAGGCCCACCGGGGCCGCCCGGGCCGCCUGGGAGCACGGGUGCUGGACGUAGGACGGGCCAUCGCGGGGGCUGCACCUGGCCGGACGGCGGCGUGGAGGGCGCCGUGCUGGGCAACGGGAAGCCGGGCAAGCCGCAGUACGGCCGGGGGGAACUCGCCGCCCGCAUCGCGCCCGCCUUCACCGCCAUCCUCACCUCCCCCUUCCCCGCCUCCGGCAUGCCCGUCAAGUUUGACCGGACCUUGUACAACGGGCACAACGGCUACAACCCGGUCACCGGGAUCUUCACCUGCCCCGUAUCCGGAAUCUACUACUUCGCCUACCACGUGCACGUCAAAGGGACCAACGUCUGGGUGGCCCUGUACAAGAACAACGUGCCGGCUACCUACACCUACGACGAGUACAAAAAGGGGUACCUGGACCAGGCCUCGGGCAGUGCCGUGCUUGAACUCAAGGAGAACGACCAGGUGUGGGUACAAAUGCCCUCGGACCAGGCCAACGGGCUGUACUCCACGGAAUACAUCCACUCCUCCUUCUCUGGGUUCCUGCUCUGCCCCACAUAACGGCUGUUGGGCACGUUUCCUUUUCACCCACUUUAGCCAUAAACUUUUUUUUUUUUUUUGAUAAAAAAGUGUUUUAAAAUUAAUACAAAAAAGAAAAGUCACUGGGAAGAACGCGCAAGCCGCUGCUGUGGGACCUUGCUUCACGCUGUUUGAUCCAAGAGUCACGAGGGUAAUCGGGAAGGAGACAUCUACCCAUCUAUCUUUCUUUUUUUUUGGGAAGGGAGAAGGGAGGGAGGGGAGCAACUUCCUCAGCAAAGCAUAUUUGGAAUAAAUUUUACCCCAGUGGCUGGACAUCAAACACAGAAACACGCUUGGGAUGGCAAGGAUCUGGCUCUGUGAUCCAGAGAGGGGCGGCUGGAAGACCGGACCCUCCUGGUCUGUAUCAAGUGCCCUCGUUUCCCAUUUGGAAUGCUGGAUAAAUAAAUCCAGCUGUGUCAUGGCUGGUGUGUUUGGUAACCUACGCAGGGUCCCAGCACUUACACAAACCCGUACAGCGGCAGGGAUCCAUGCUGGAUUGAGAAAUUUCCUUCCCAACCAUCAGAUGCCCGAGUUCCAGGCUUGCUGACGCCUGUUUUUCCAGACUCUGCUUUGGGGCAGUCUCUCCGAUUCACUCCAGAUUCAGUGUGGUUGGAUUUAUAAUCCUAAAAAGUGGAACAUUUUGCAUAAGCACCUUCUAAGAAGUAAAUAUUAUUUUGAACACCCCCCCCAGCACCUUUAGGAAUUAAAACAUCCAGGCACUGGUACCUGGGAGGAUGGCACGACCUGUUCCAAAGGAGGCGAGGGAACCUGGAACCCCUGGGAUGAACAACCAUCCGCUCUCUCCAUUCACCUGCUGGGAAGUCCAAGGGCUGGUCCUGUCCCGUCUGUCUCUGCAGCCCAAAGACUUGCUUGGCCUCGGGAGCAUCUCUGCCCACACAAGGAUGGCACUGUGAGCCCGGCUCACGGUACUGCCAGCUGUUGUGCCACAAGGAAGUGCCACUGAUGGACAACUUGCUUUUCCUGUUUAUUUCGGGAUGUGGGAACUUUUGCAUUGGUGUCCCCCCUUGCUCUGGGGAUCUUGGCAUUAAGAAAAAACAGUAUGGUUCUAACUGCCCAUGCAGUGAUUUCACCACGGUGCUAUGAUCCACUUCACAGUGUUACAAGUGUAGUGCAAUAGGUACCUGUGACAGGGCACCAAACACGGGCCUGUGACAGGGCACCAACCCCGGUGCCACUCGGAGACUUAGGUUAAAAAAAUCAGCAUCUCUCUGCUGUUACCACUUGGUCUCCCCAGUGCUGAAGCAUUACUGACCUGAGUAUGAGCUGCAGGGUUCUGGGCCCACCUGGCUGCUCUGUCCCUUGGCACAGGCAACAAGGGAAUCCGUGGCUCUGCAGGUUUCUCACAGUAGAACAGUCACUGCCACUCACAGGACAGGGAUUCUGCUCAUCCCAGGCCAGGAACACACUGCUGAAGUCAAUCCAUGUGCAUCCCACUGCAUGUCCCUCUGCAAAGGCACAUCCUUGAGAAACACCAACAAUGUGGUCACCAGCUGAGCACCUCUGACCUUUGCAUUUUCCUACAGCCCGUUUGAUGGCCAAAGAAACACAGCAAGGCUGGGACUGAACUUGUCCUCCAGAUGGACUCUACAAGAUAUUUAAACAACUUUCCUUUUCCUACUUCUGGUUUGUUUGUUUGUUUUUCUCCUCAAGCCUGUCCUGUGUUUCUGCCUCUUGCCAUCCAGGGCUUCCUUUUAAAAACACACCUAUUCCUGAAAUUAAAAAAACACAAAAAGGAAAUUGGCAGUUGGAAGGGCAGUGCUCCAGCCACUGCCUGUUGGGGCUGUGUCCCCUCCUGGGAUUUUCUCUCCUUAAAGCUGCAAGUUUCAUGCAAAGAUGAAACUUCUCAAGCUGAAAGGUGUCAGAUCCCGCUGGACAUUUUUAACUCCUGAGGGCGGGGCGGGGUCAGGACCAUUUGGGUUGUGACUGUAACAGGUUAUUUCCCAGCAGGAACAGGACCCAUACACAGAGAGUCCCUAAAAUUAAAAGGAGAAGCUCUGAUGUUUUUUCCAAGCCCAGGUUUGGGAGCGGAGGGUGCUGGCAGGGGAUUUAUCUCCUUCCCUGUGGAGAACAGGGAGGGACUCGGCUGGUCUGGCCCCACACAACCUGUGCAGAGCCAGGAGCUGCCACACCUGGUGGGAGCCUCACCCUGCUCCUCAAAGCGACUUAUUUAUACUGUGCCUACCCUACAUCCCACCUCUUUUUGUUCUGUUCUGUUUCACUCCAAACUUCUUGUUCGAGCUGGCAAAAAGCAACGACCAAACUCCUCACUGUAACCACCCCCCAGAUUAACUCCUUCGUGCUGUAGAUAUUGUUUUGCAACUCCACUUUCCCUUCAUGUGCAGAGCAAACCCAUAAUCACUCCUUGCAGCUAUUUAACCUCUUACAUUUACACACUAGUGGAAAGCAAAGAUAUUACACGCACAUAGUUAGGCUAAAAAAAAACGAUGCACAGGAUGAGGGAGGCUGUUCACCCUCCAGAAGGAUUUUUUUUCUGGAAUACUGAGUACAUAUUCGCCAGCAGAAAGGAUUAUUUUCUGUCGUGUGUGUGAGCGCGUGGGAUUUUGGUUUCAAUCACAAGGAUAAAAAAGGUUGGGUUGGAUGAAGUGUCUAUUUUUAAUGCUGAAAACUGCAUUACAAUGUGCAUUUUUAUAUACAAAUUCUUACUAUUUUUUUUAAAUUUGCCUCUAGUAUCUUCAUUUCUAACCUAGUAUAUAGAGGUUUUUAGUUUUGUAAAUACUUAUUACAUGCACUGUCCUAGUAAAAGUUGGUUUAAAAUGCACUCUUUGUGACCCAAAACUGGCCUGCUCUUCACAACUAAA
Molecule: messenger RNA, 4996 nt
Organism: Manacus vitellinus (golden-collared manakin)
Lineage: Eukaryota; Metazoa; Chordata; Aves; Passeriformes; Pipridae
Gene: COL8A2
Product: collagen type VIII alpha 2 chain
Molecular function (GO): protein binding
Source: RefSeq, a predicted model, not a curated record